Molecule: messenger RNA, 1337 nt
Organism: Brassica napus (rape)
Lineage: Eukaryota; Viridiplantae; Streptophyta; Magnoliopsida; Brassicales; Brassicaceae
Product: E3 ubiquitin-protein ligase RING1-like
Exons: 1
Coding region: 272-1126 (284 amino acids)
Biological process (GO): protein ubiquitination
Source: RefSeq, a predicted model, not a curated record
AGGAGUGAUCCUCUAUUCUUAUAAGAGUCCCGUAGAUUGUGAUCUCUGUCCCCUUAUAUCUCAACACGUUCUUGGAAUUUUUGGGUCAUGACUUGACUAUGUGUAGAUUCUAACGUCAAUAUGGGUUUUAGAUUUCAUCUACUGCCCUAUUUCUUCCCUCUUUCUUGAAGAGCAAAAAAAACUCCUUAUUGUGUCUGAAACUCAUUUAUCUCUGUGUUUUCUACACUGAAAAUUAAAGUCCCCUGUUUUUGCUCUGUUUCUGUGAAAAAAAAUGGCGUCUAAUAACAGGAAGUUGCAACCAGGACAAGGUUGCACCUUCACGUUCUACUUGACAUACCCACCGCCACCACCUCCACCGCCGCCGCAGAGAGAUCUCUCUGUUAUAGUCUCCACCUCAAUCUGCAUCAUAGGCUCAGUCCUACUCUUCCUAUUCCUCAUCGUCUUCCUCUACCUCUACAUCACGAAGUCAUCACGACGGAGGAGCUCACCUUCUGCAGUGGCUCCCGUCGUCAGCAGCACCAGACGAAGAGAGGAAGAGAACGAAGAAGAAGCAGCCGGAGGAGGAGAAAGAGAUCAUCAUCACUUCUGGAGCAUCGCAACGCUCGGUCUCCACCGCUCAGCGAUCGAUUCUAUAACAGUCGUCGUGUUCAAGAAGGGAGAAGGGGUCAUCGACGGCACGGACUGCUCCGUCUGCUUAAGCGAGUUCGAAGAGGACGAAGGGGUUAGGCUGUUACCGAAGUGUAGCCACGCCUUCCACGUCAGCUGCAUCGACACGUGGCUGCUCUCUCACAAGAACUGUCCUUUGUGCCGCGCCCCUGUUUUCUCCACCGAGGUGCGUGAUAAGAAAACAGAGACGAAUCAUCAAACAGAGUCUGGAUCGGGAUCGAGAAAUGGUAAUGUUCUUCCGAGGUCACAAAGUGAUUUGGCUAGCCAUUGUGGUGGCUCGGAAGGAAGGAUGGAGACUGUGAGGAGGUCGUUUUCAAUUGGAGGAAGCUCGUUGGUUAAAGCUGAGGGGAGUGAUGAUGUUGCUGGUAGAAGUAGAAGACAGUUCUAUAGCAGCUUCAGUGCUAACUUCUUCUCGUCGUCUAGAAGAACAAGGAACCAAGACUCUGUUCUCCCAAGCUGAAUGUCUUAUGUGUCUGGUUAGACCGGUAAAAUGGUGAUUACAACUAAGCUUGAGUGAUGAAGUAUUUAGUGUGUUGUGUUAUUUACAAAUACUUCUGAAAUAAACGGAUUAUUUCAAUGUUUGUUAAAGAUUAUAUAAUGAUUUUAAGAGCAUUUGCAUGUCCAGGUUCACACCACUCCUAAAAAUAUUAUAAUAUUUUUAUUUUUAUGAA